This is a messenger RNA of Myxozyma melibiosi, 837 nucleotides long. Its product is annotated as RNA polymerase II holoenzyme cyclin-like subunit. The transcript has a single exon. Gene Ontology annotation, cellular component: nucleus; mediator complex. The record is from RefSeq and is a predicted model, not a curated record. Gene Ontology annotation, molecular function: cyclin-dependent protein serine/threonine kinase regulator activity. NCBI's taxonomy places the organism in Eukaryota, Fungi, Ascomycota, Lipomycetes, Lipomycetales, Lipomycetaceae. Gene Ontology annotation, biological process: positive regulation of transcription by RNA polymerase II. Bases 1 to 837 code for a protein of 278 amino acids.
AUGGCGGCAAACUACUGGACCUCCUCCCAAUUCAACCACUGGCGCUUCACCCGUCCCCAACUCGACAAGAUCCGCGCGUCCACAGAAGCAGACACCGGCUUCCGCCAACAAGACCUCGGCGACCCGCGCCAUCUGCGCAUCUUCUUCCACUCCCUCAUCCAGGCCCUCGGCCGCCACCUCUCUGUCCGCCAGCAGGCCCUCGCUACCGCUGAAGUCUACCUCGCCCGCUUCUACACCCGCUCGGCUGUGCAGGAGACAAACCCGUACCUGAUCCUCGCGACGUGCGUAUACCUCGCGUGCAAGAUGGAAGAGUGUCCGCAGCACAUCCGCUCGGUUGUCUCCGAAGCGAAAUCCCUCUGGCCUGACUUUAUAACGCACGACCCGACAAAGCUCGCCGAGUGCGAGUUCUACCUGAUCGAAGAACUCGACUCGUACCUCAUCAUCCACCACCCCUACCGCUCGCUCGCGCAGCUCUCGAAAGCGCUCGGCGCGUCCGGGAAUAACGCGGGCCUGUCCCCCGACGAAAUGCAGACCGCGUGGUCGGUCGUGAACGACUCGUACGUGACCGAUCUGCCGCUGCUGUACCCGCCAAACGUGAUUGCGAUGACGGCGAUGUACAUGUCUGUCGUGCUGCGCAUGCCGUCCGCGGCGGCGACGCAGAACGAGAGGACGAGGGUGAGGUUGAAGAAGAUUGUGGAUUGGUUUGCGGGGUGUGGGAUUGAUUUGGAGGAUGUGGUUGAUUGUACGCAGGAGAUGAUCAGUUUGUAUGAGGUGUGGGAGUCGUAUAACGAGAAGACUAUUAGGGAUUUGAUGGCCAGGCUUGUAAAUAAGCGGUGA